AUGACAGCAAAAGCAUCCAAAAUAGAACACACAAAUGCUCAUGAAAUAUCUGAAAGACCUCAAAGUCCUUCAGGAAUUACCAAUGACAAUAAUAUUAAGCAAGUAAUUGAAAAUAAUGUUGUAAAUGAAACAUAUAUAAAACCUCAGGAAACACCUGUUUCAGUUGUGAAUGCCACAUAUGUAAAAUCUCCAGAACAACCUGUACCAAGUGCAAACGAAACAGUGGUAAUUCCAAAAGGACAAAGAAUGUUAGUUACAACUCCAUUAAAUAAACAAGUACAUGUAGAUGAAUUAUUAACAGAUGAUGAAGAUGAUAGACCCAAUAUAUACAUGAAAUCAAAAGGUACUACUACUAAAAAACCUAUAUUUAGUCAAUACGGAACAAGUCCUGUUAAAAAACGAGUUGAAGCUUUUGAAAAAUUGGGUGCAGGACAAACACAGACAACAACGAAAAAAAAAUUAAAAGAAAACUCAAUAAAACCAUCACAUUCUAUUAAAUCAAAACAAAUUACACCUCUUAAAAGUGGUAUACCAACUUACACAAACACUCCUUUAAGUUCUUCCAAAAUGCAGUCUGCUUCAAAAUCAACUUUGAAGAAAAUUUUACCUCCAAAAACAAUCAGCGCUCUAAAAACAUCUCAACAGGAAUAUAUAGAGAGAGAGGCGAGACGUCGAGCAAAAGAACAAGAAGCAUUACGUAAAAAAGAAGCGUUAUUACAAGCGAAACAACAAGAAAUUAAACGUAAAAAUGAAGAGAAACAAUUAAAAGCUCAAUUGAAACGCGCUGAAGAAGUGGAUAAGAUUCCGCAUCCACACAAACUAGCAAAAAUGGAUUUACUGAAUAAAGUACCACAAAAGAAAAAAGUGCGACCAAUUUAUAUGGAUAUGACAGCGCCGUUGUUGCCGCUGGAUGAUUGCUUUGAUAGUGACGAUGAAAGACAAGGAAGCUAUGAACGUCCCGAUUGGACACGAACACGACAAUUACUCCCUUCUUUAAUGCGUGUUACUUAUGCUGGAAUGGAUUUUACAAACACAUUUUUUAUGCGAAAAGCUACCACUCCGAAUUUAGAAGAUCUUUUUGGUCCAAUGAAUAAGAAAAAGUUACAACGCACAUCUAGUGCUGUUUGGACCAAACCGCCAAGAUUUACACUUAUUCCAAUACCACAACAAGAUGAAGAAGAGGAGGAGGAUAUUUAA
Messenger RNA from Onthophagus taurus, 1197 nucleotides. RefSeq names its product inner centromere protein A-like. Lineage: Eukaryota; Metazoa; Arthropoda; Insecta; Coleoptera; Scarabaeidae. The record is from RefSeq and is a predicted model, not a curated record.